This is a messenger RNA of Guillardia theta CCMP2712, 2340 nucleotides long. RefSeq lists its product as hypothetical. NCBI's taxonomy places the organism in Eukaryota, Cryptophyceae, Pyrenomonadales, Geminigeraceae. The transcript has 6 exons. The coding region runs from base 1 to 2340 and encodes 779 amino acids. The record is from RefSeq and is a predicted model, not a curated record.
AUGUCACCCGAUCCUGUUAUCCCGCAUAGCUCUCCCUCUCAACCUCUGCCCCUGCCCCUGGCACACGCACCUCAACCUCCAUCACGACGCUGCGGCGAUAGUGACAUGGUAAGGCGGAUUUGCCUGGAACCCCCUACCUCAGAGCGAGAGGACACACCAUCGCUGUUCACUUACACUCUCCGCCCUCCUCACAACAACAACAAGUCGAGCAGCAAGGAUGCGGUCCGUGACUCGUCGACUGACAUCGAGUUCCUCCUGUCCUCGAUCGCCAUGAACGAGGAGCUCUCCCCGAGCGACAAAGAGGAAAAGAUGCAGAGGCUGGUGGAAGCAGGGGGGGACGCGGGCGAGGCUGAGAAGGAGGGCGAUGAACAACGCUUCCUGCUUCGCCGGCAUCGAAACUAUGUGAUCCAGCCGUACCUCCCAGGUCCAGCAUGCGACGGGUUUGCUGUCAAGGACUGCUCCUCCUCCUCUUCCUCCUCCUCUUCCUCCUACUGUCUAGAUGGAAUCGAUUUCUGCAGAACCACAGGGAGGAUCCUGAUCAGGAGAGGUGUUCUGAAGGAAAAGCAGCAUGUCAGGCUCCGAAUUGCUGCUCGUCAGGAGAAGAUGAUGAGGAUAGCGCGACUACAUCUCGAGGCCAUGGUGGAGAAGGAGGGACCGGAAAAGGAGGAGGAGGAGGAGGAAGGGGGAAGGGAGGAAAAGGAUGUGGAGUCGAGCAAGCAACACGUAUUCCUUGAGUACUGGUCAGACAUGCUGAUGCGGACUGCUGCUCCACGGGUGCUGACGCUGAACGUGCUCUACAGCGACGGGUCUCCUCCUCUCUCCUACAAGAUCUCGCCGACCUGCGACGCUGUGAAGAUCGACAGAGACAGAGGAGACGUGCUGGUCAAGGCCAAGGUUGUCAUCGAGGUCAGAGAAACGUCUGCGGUGGAGCAGGAGGGAGAUGAAGGGGAGGAGGCGGGGGAUGGAGGAUCCGGUCCCAUGCCUGUGGAAGUUGCAAGGUCCUCGUCAUGUGCUAGUGCAAGCAGCUCGGCCUCCUCCUGGUCGGUCAGCGAGGAGGGGGAGGAGGAAGGAUGUCAGAUCAUCGAGUUGAACAUGGACAGCGAGGAGGAUAGAGGAGAGAGUAGAGUCGGGCCGGUUGAGGACAAAAGGUUGACAGAUGUUGCAAAACCGCAGACAAGAGUUCGACACGGCCAGAAAGCUUCAUCGGCAGCAAAAGCGUCUCAUCACCAUGAAGAGAAGGAAAAGAUGAAUGUGGAGAAGGAGAAGGAGAAGGAGAAGGAGAAGGAGAAGGAGAAGAAAGAUCGGAGGGGGAAGGAGAAAAAGGAGAGGGAGAGGGAGAGGGAGGAGGAGAAUAACGCUAGUCAGUCCAAUCUCAAGAAGCUGCGGGUGGGGCAGCAAGAUGAGGGGAAGAAGAAACGAAAUCUGCAGCAGAGGCGAGGGGAUGGGACAGCAACGAAGGUUGCAGUGGGGGCGACGACAGAGGAGGGAGCCGGGGGAGCACGAAAAUGGCGGGGGACACAGAAGCAGCGGAGGAAGAAGCAGAAGCAAGAGGAGAGGAAGCACAUGAAGGACAAGAAGCACGACGAGGAGGAGGAGGAGGAGGAAGAGGAGGAGGAGAAAGAGGAGGAGGAGAAGGAGGACAAAGAGGAGGAGGAGGACAAAGAGGAGGAGGAGGACAAAGAAGAGGAGGAGGAGGAGGAUCUCGUUGCCUCCCCUCCUCCGGUACCAGCACUCUCCCUGAGGAGCGGGAGAUCUUUCCUGGGCUGCAAAGUGAAGGUGAAGGUCAAGGGGAAGGAGCGGGAAGGAGCAGUCACAGAGCAGGUAGGGGGACGAUGGCUCAUCAGGAUGCUGGACGGGUCCAGCGUAGAGGAAAACAUCCCCUCCUCGGGAAUGAGAAUCAUUUUGUCACCGGACGAGGAGGUGGCGAGGAGGCAGGAGGAGGACAUUGCAGUCCUGCUGAAGGGGAAGGAGGAGGAGAGGAGGAGGAGGAGGCUCGUGGGGAGUAGAGUGCGCAUACUAUACGAAGACUCCCAGUGGUUCUGCGGGUGGAUCCGAGGGUGCGGGGAGGACGGGACGUUCCUUUUCCUGAUGGACGACGGAGAUGAGGAGGAGGGCAAGUUCCCGUCUGAGGACAACGACAUCGAGAUCAUCCCUGGCUUCCACCUUCCUGCUCUCAGCGGGGCCUCAGGGCCAAAGGACGGGGAGGAGGCAGCAGUAGGAGCGAGCGAUGGACCGGUAGGGAGGUCGAGAGGGCGACCGCGAGGGCGGCCAAGAGGAAGUCGUCUGUUUGCUGGAUUUGAUCGUAAAGAACAAGAUCGGGGAGUGUAUCAGGAGAACUGA